GAGGACAUUUACUGUAAACCAGGAACUACUUAGCCCAAUAGGUCGUCCGAAAUAAAUGCUAACACUCCACUCCACACAAACUCUAACCCUAAACACAGGAGGACACCUUUUGUUCACAGUCGGUGCUGUCUUCUGGAGCAUAUUUCAGAGGGGUUUGCGAGAUGAGGGCUCUGACUCUGCAGCAUGCAGAUGUGACCCAAGGAGGGCAGCAGCAGCAGCAGCCACAGGCCACAUGUGGGAGGAGUUUGUCUUCCAACUACGCUCCGCCAUGUCUGGAGAACAAGCUCCUCACUCAGACUUCCACACUCAUGCCCCCACUUUUAAACCCUGCAAUACAGCCUUCCUCGUGCCCUGCUCUGCAGCCCUCCGCCCUGUCUUCCACUUCAUCCUCCCUCCUCUCCACCUCUUCCCCCUCACCUUCCCUCACCUCUUCUCUCCUCAGCACUGAGAACAAGCUUCUAGAAAGCCGAUCACCUCUUCUUUCUUUUUCCCUGACCUCCCAUACAUCUGUCCCUCGUGACUCCUUGCUCCCAGCAUCCCUGUCCAGCGGUCGCUUUGCUCAUCCUUCUUCAUUCCUCGCUGGUGUUUUGGGUGGAGAGGAAAAGAGGGGAGAUGAAGGCAGUGAGGAAACGUCUGAAGCGAUGCAGUCUUUUUGUGAAGAAACAAGUGAGACGCAUUCAGAGGACGAGGACUUUUGGUCUGAAGACGAGGAUGAGGACAGUGAUGAUGGGUCAUGCAUGGAAUUAUCUGCUGUUGGAGCCGAUUUAGAAGCCGAUCGAGCUUUGGUCGUCAAACAGGAGGAAUUCCCCGAGCUUGAAAGGGGAGAUGAUAAGAUUGAAGAGGAGCUGAAGGAUAACAAAUAUCUCCUGCUGAACGCUGUGUGCUGCUCCCUGGUCAAUAAGAGCAAAAAUCCAGGAGAGAAGGAGUGGGACUCAGAGACAAGUGUUUGGACCAGGAUCAUGAACCUGGCAAAGGACAUAUCUGUCUCUGACCCACAGUUUCUUCUCAAGGUGGCAGUUUACACUCGACAGGAGCUCAACAUCCGCAUCACAGCAAACUUCUUAUUGGCUCUGGCUGCUAAUCAGCCGUCCACCAAGUCGCAUGUCCGCAGAUACUUCUGCUCUGCCGUCCAGCUGCCCUCAGACUGGCUGGAAGUGGUCAGAAUCUACAGCACAUGCUUCAGCCGCUCCCUGCCCAUGUGCCUGAAGAAGGCGAUGUCUGACAAGUUCAAGCAGUUCAACGAGUACCAGUUGGCAAAAUACAACACACGCAAACACCGCUGUAAACACAGCCGCAAUAAGCCCAAAGGCAAGAAACCAAGCAGCAAGGAGAUGAAAGGGUGGGCAAACUUACUGCGAUCAGAUGAGACUGUUCUGUCCAAGUUUUUGCAGUUAGAGGGCAGUAAAGCAGUGGUGGAUAAAAAGCAGAGUGAGUUCAGCAUGAAGAAGAUGAUCAAGAAGCUUCACAUUAAAGAACCGGCUGAUCAUGUUAUGGCCAUCCUGGGAAAGAAGUAUCCCGCCGAUCCAAGGAUGUUCAGCCGCAGUGGAAUAAAGGGCGCGUGGGACAGGGAGCGAGCCGGGCAGAGGAUGAAGCUCAAAGAGCCGGAGACGUGGGAACGGCUGCUCAGCCAGGAGGGGAACAAGGCCGCUACCUGGGAGAAGCUCAUAGACAAUAAGUCUCUUCCCUUCAUGGCCAUGCUGAGGAACCUGAGGAACAUGAUCACUAAAGGCGUCAGCGAGGCUCAUCACAAGAAGAUCCUCAGCAGACUCACUAACAAGACAGCGGUUAUUCAGAGCCGACAGUUUCCCUUCAGAUUUCUUGCUGCCUACAAAGUCGUCAUGCAGCUUCAAACUCUGGCCAUGGAAUCACAGAAGGCCAUCCCUCCAGUUAAAGAGAUCCUGAAGGGCAUCCUGAAGAAGAUUCCCAAGAGCAAGCGCUUCAAAAGUAUGGACUGGGAGACGACUGGAAGGAGCCGGCUGAAGGUGACGCUCGGGGUGCCGUUCAUCUACCGACUGUACCGAAUCAAGAAGGCCCAGCUCAGUAAAGCCAAUGAGAAGCUGUACACUGUCGAACUGUUGGAUCGUUACCGCAAAGCUCUGGAGACGGCCGUGCAGGUCUCCUGUCGUUACAAUGUGCCCCCGCUCCCUGGACGGACCGUUAUCCUAAUAUCUGCGUGCAUGAAUACCGACAAGAAAGUGACACAGGACUUCUGCCUCCCACCGGACCCAGAGGAGCACGAGGAAAAAGAGGAAAAUGAGGAAAAAGAGGAAAAUGAGGAAAAAGAGGAAAAAGAGGAAAAUGAGGAGAAUGAGGAAAAAGAGGAGAAUGAGGAGAAUGAGGAGAAUGAGGAGAAUGAGGAAAAUGAGGAAAAUGAGGAGAAUGAGGAGAAUGAGGAGGAGGAAGAGAGCAAGAGGAAGAAAAAGCAAGAGGAUGACAAGCUCACUCCAUCUUCUGACGAGAUUGCAGCUUUGUUGUCUCUGAUGAUCUGCAACAGCGCUGAGGACUGUCAGCUCUGCUUGAUGGAUUGGCGUAAUGGUAAAGAGGUCAAGCUGAAGUCGAAUGUUGUUCUCGAUAAUGUCAGGAGUGUGGUGAAACAGAUGAAGGAAUUUAACGAGUCAUCAUCGAAUGACAAAAGCCUUUUCUCCACACUGUUCAGCAAGAAAAACAAGAUUGACAACAUCAUCAUACUGAGUGACUACUAUGUUCCUCAUUCAGUUGAAUGGGUCAUCGACCGCUACCGGAGGGAUGUGAACAACAAAGCCCUCUUGGUGAAGAUCUUACUGUCAGACGGUGAUCACGAGUUUACAGCUGACAGGAACACUGUGAAACUGACCGGCUUCAGCGAACAAAUCCUCAGAUUUGUGGCAGAGCGAGGAUCAUCCAGGCUGCUGGAACAUGUGGAGCAUUUAGACAAACUGUACAACAUCCCACCACCAGAGGGAGCUAAAGACCCCCAAAACUCAAAUAACAUCGUCCAAAUAUCAGCCAGCCCCAAGUUAAGGUGGCGAGGUGUUCGUGUGUUUAUCUCCUCCACCUUCAGAGACAUGCACGCUGAGCGGGAUAUCCUGGUGCAGAGCGUGUUCCCAGAGCUCAGGCGCCGCGCUGCUCAGCACUGCCUCUACCUGCAGGAGGUGGAGCUGCGUUGGGGUGUGACGGAGGAGGAGUCAGAGCGGGCCACGGAGCUGUGCCUGUCGGAGGUGUGUCGCAGCCAGAUGAUGGUGGGAGUCCUCGGAGAGAGAUACGGCCUGGUGCCUCCAAAACCUGCCCUACCUGACCUGCCCCAGUACAGCUGGCUGGCCUCGGCCCCGGCAGGCCUGUCCGUCACAGAGAUGGAGAUCCGUCAGUUUGAGGCUCUUUACCCCGACACAGCCAACCAGAGAAUGUUCUGCUACUUCAGAGAUCCAAACGUCGUCAAAUCAGUCCCGGUGGCGUGGAGAUCUCACUUUGCUCCUGAAUCAAAGGAGGCGGAGUCUAAGAUGGCCUCUCUGAAGAGAAGGGUUCUGGACCAUGAAGUCAAGGUCACUGAGAAUUACCAGAGUGAGUGGGGGGGCGUUGUGGGGGGAAAACCGUAUCUUAAAAACCUGGAGGACUUUGGCAAGGCCGUGCUGGAAGACCUGUGGACGGCUGUCGUAAAGCAGUUUGUGGAGGAGGAUGCGGACGCUGAGGUCAUGUCUGACGUGAAAGAGCAGGAGGUACACCAGGGGGCGCUGCAGAGGCAGUUCUUCGGCAGACAGAAGCUGCUGGCUGCAGCUGUGGAGAUAGUGGAGCAGGCUCAGACUAAAGGAGGGAUGAUGGUGGUGGAGGGAGGACCUGGAGAGGGGAAAACCGUCUUCAUGGCUGCUCUCGCAGAGACCCUCAGGACCGGAGUGAAGUCCAGGAACAACCUCACCUGUGAUGUCAUCACCUACUCUACAGCUGCCAGCCAAUCAGCUCGCUCUGUGGAAAACCUGCUCCGCUGCCUCGUUCAGUGGUUGAAGAAAAUGAAAGACUCUGAGGAGGAGGAGGCACCUCUUCCCAGUUCUUACAAAGAUUUGCUGUCAGAGUUUCACUCCAGUUUGAGUGACAUGAAGAAGAAAACACCUCUUGUGCUGCUGGUUGAUGGCGUGGAUCUCGUCCAAGAUGGCAGAGGUCAGCUCUGCUCUGAUUGGAUACCGCAGCAGCUUCCACAGGGUGUUUGUUUGGUCGUGAGCAUCCCAUCCAAAGCUGCUCUGCUACAAACGCUGGCUAAGAGAAGAGGCACGGUCCUGUUUUCUCUGGGUCAGCUCACCAUGCUGGACAGAAAGGAGAUCGUUCAGAAGGGACUGGACUCCUUCGGGAAGAAACUCAGUGACUCUGCAUUCAACAACCAGCUCCAGACGCUGGUAAUGAAGAAAGGAGCGGUGAGUCCUCUCUACCUGCACCUGGCCUGUGAAGACCUGAGGAACUUUGCCUCCUUUGACAAGUUGAAGGAGAGCCUCCAGGACUUGCCUCAGUCUCUGAGUCAGUUGGUGCAGCACAGCCUGGACAGACUCUGCUCUCAGUACAGAGGCAUGCUGGGACUCCGCUGGGCCCUGGCAGCACUCACUGUCAGCACCACUGGUCUGAGAGACAGAGACUUGUGUUCUGUCCUGAACACAUGCAACGAGUUAUCCUCAAGGGGCGGACAGGCCACAUGGGAUGAAGUACUUCAUCUGUCCAGGGAGCCCAAAGGACGUGUUCCCAUGGCGACUUUCACCCGAAUAGUGCACAGCUUACAGAGUCUGAUUGGUCCGUCUCAUUGCCACGACACCGACGACCUCCUGGCUCUGAACAAUCUGGAGGUGAGGAGAGCCUUUGAGGACUUUUUACUCCAUUCAGAGAGCGACAGAACCAGCGCUCACCUGGUGCUGGCAGGUCAUCUGUGGGCUCUAGCCGACCCACAGGGCGCAGACACCUUCCUUCACUGUGAGGCCAACUCCAUCAUGCACCUGCCAACAAACCUGAUUCAAAGUGGUCAAAUGGAGGCGCUUCAUUCCCUUCUCUCCAGCUUCUACUUCCUGUACGCUCAGGUGCGUCACGGCCUCCUGCAUCAACUCCUGGAGACCUAUCGCUUGUGUGAUCUUAAUCAUGACUCAGCACCUUCAUUUGGUUUCCAAGAAAGUCUAGAAGACUGUCAUAGUUUCCUGAAGCGCCACGCCCAGCUGCUCUCCUCAUGGCCGACUCUUUUCAUUCAGCAAGCCCUGAACGAGCCUCCUGAGACCUCUGCUCACACCUGGGCUCAGGGCCUGGUGGGGAGAGGAGGGGUCCAGGUGGUCCAGUGGUUGAACAAUGACUAUCAGGCUCAAAGGGAGAGCAGUGAGCUGGUGUCCACCUUCUCCUCCGAACCGACCUGUUUGGUCGUGAGCACGGAUCAAGAGCUGAUGGUGGUCGGCACUGGGAAGGGAAUGCUUCAUCUUAUCAACACACAGACCGGACAGGAAGUGAAAUCUCUGGUGAGCAGCUGUGACGGCAUCUCAAGCUGUGUGUUUCUCAAAGAUGGCCGCCUCGCUACCACCUCGUACGAUGGACGGAUAGAGAUGUGGGACAUGGGGAACAGCUGCAGGACCGCUCUUAUCGACGCCCACACUAACACGAUCACAGCGAGUGACAUCACUGCAGACAGGAAGAACCUCGCAACCGUGUCUCUGGACUUCAAGUUGAAAGUCUGGUCUUCGGCUACAGUUAAAGAAGUGGCAGCCUUUCACAGCUCGAGCCCUUUGAACUGUGUGACCUUUGACCCUGAGGGUCACCUGCUGGCUGCAGGUUGCUGGGACGGGAAUGUGAUCGUUUGGAACUGGCUCCAGAAUAAAAUAAUGAAAAACUUGUCGGGUCACCAGCGCUCCGUCCGCAGUCUCUCCUUCGCUCCCUCGUCCUCCAUGCUCUGCUCCGGCUCUGUGUCCGGGGAGGUCAGGGUGUGGUCGGUGGCCACCUCCACCUGUGUGGGAUGUUUCCAGGCUCACAGCGGAGCCGCGGAGGCCCUCACCUUCCUGGAGGAAGGGAGGAUGCUGCUGAGUGCCGGCUCGGAUCACGCGCUUCAUCUCUGGUCAGGAGGCCUCGGACGUUCAGUUGCUGCGUUAAAAAGUGACGAGUGCGAGCAGGAGCCUCGUCGUAAGAAACAGAAGUGUGAAAGCAGUCCUCCAGCUGCUCUGUGUGUGGCUGUUAACAAAGACUGUGUUGCUGUGGGAUAUCAUAUUGACGGCAUCAAACUCUUCAGUCUGGAGACAGGUCAAAAGAUUUGGGCCUCACAGCUGGUCGAUGUGACCGUGAAGUGCCUGCGGUGGAUCCCUGGGGGCGAGGACGAGACCCAAACGGAGCUGCUGGUGUCUUCAGGGAACGACUUGCGUAUGAGAGUCUGGAAGAGGAAAGAUGGGGAGGAGGGGAUGCUGGGAGGUCUGUACCAGUUGGGAAUAUUUGGUUACCAUUCACUUCCCGUCCUCGCAACUGAACAGAGCUCAACCUACCUGGCUACAGCUUCAGAUGACGGCUCAGUUUGCUUGUGGUCGCUGAGUGAACUGGCUGAAGACCCCUGCACUGAGCCUCAGAACUUGAUGAGAGGACACACUGGAGGAGUCACCUGUCUGUCUUUCAGCCCUGAUGGUGGACAGCUGCUGACCGGCGGGAAAGAUAUGGCCCUGCUGGUUUGGGAUGUGAAUGAGUGUCCUGCUGUUCUCUCCAAGUCGCUCCCUCACUCUCACAGAGACUGGAUCACCGGCUGUGUUUGGACUCCAGACUGUGUGAUCAGCUCCUCAAACGAUGGGAGACUUUGUUUAUGGGAUCUGCAGGCAGGCCGACGUCUCAAAGAAAUCUCCUGGCCCAGUCCUCUUACGUCUGUCUGCUGUCUGGGUCAGUAUGUGAUGGCAGGCUGUGCAAAAGGAGCGCUACAUGUUUGGAACUGGGAAACAAGCACAGAGGUCAGCCACAUCGCUGCACACAGCCAGCGUAUCCACCACUGCUCUGUCCUUCCAAAUACAGACAAGAGUGAAGAAGUCAAGUCAGAGGAAAUGACGGUCCUCACUGCUUCUGAUGACGGCUCAGUGCAGAUCUGGAAACCUCUACAGGUGGAGCACCUCAACACCUUCCAGGGUCACAGCGGCUCAGUACAUGGAGUUGUUCCCAAACAAGGACUCCCAGAAUUCCUCACUGUUUCUGAAGACUGCUCACUGCGAAGCUGGACAUUGACAACAGACGGUCCUUCCAGCCUGAGAGGUCCCGUCACAGUUCUGUGUUUCUCUCAGAGAGAUGAUCUGCUCUUUGUUGGUUAUCAAUCUGGUUUUCUGGAAAUUUGGCAGAACAACUCUGUGGUUGGCCACAAGCAGACUUCAUCCAGCACCGUCACAGCGAUCUGCUCCAUGCCUGAUAACCAGUACGCUGUUAGCUACAUGAAGCCUGCUGUUGAUGUGUGGAAGCUGGUGUGGAAUCAACAACGCAGCACAGCGAGCCUGGUGAAGGUAAACACGCACAAAGUGGACGACCCGGUGGUCCACCUCAUCUACAUCUCGAUCCUGUUGGGCGUGUGUCAAGACGGAACAAUACUGGACGUGUCAAAUACUGGGGAAGACAGCUGGGGCCAUUCAAUCUCUAAUUGGACGGAGUCAGUACGUAUCAUGGCGCUGAUCAGAAGCGACCAAAAGAGCUUGUGGCUGCUGGGCGAACAAAGCGGACAAAUUGAGAUUGGCUUCCUCUUUUCAUUGGGCUCCAAACAACGUUUACAUUCAUCGUUCUGCUCGACCAGCCUGGAGAUUGACGACGAGGAGGAGAAGAAGAACGGGAGCCUGAUCACAGCUUUAACUAUGGAAAAAGAGUUCAUCGUGUGUGGAGACGUGAAGGGCAACAUGUGGUUCAUCCAGUCUCCUGAACCUUCCACAUGGCACAGCAGAAAACCUGCCCACAGUGACAGGAUCAGUGUGCUGAGACUCACUGACAGCACCAUCAUCUCAGCCUCCUACGACAGGACAGUGAAGCUGUGGGACAGAAACACCAAGAAACAGGUGGGAAUGUUUGUGUGUGGAGGUCCUGUUCUGCUUUUGGAGGUGAACCCUAAAAAUCCCAGCGAGCUGGUCUGUGGGGACGGACAGGGAAAGCUCUACUUUCUCUCCUGGAAAGAAUAAUCCUUCAAAUAUUACACACUAUAUUACUCUGCUUACCAAAGAUUGUCCUGCCUCCUCUUAGCUUUGGUGAUGAUGGUGAAUGUGCAAUACAUGAAAAGAGAAAAAGAACGGGAAAUACUUAAAUCUUAUACAGGAAUAAAUAUCUAUGCGAUGGCUUUGAAUCAAUGUUUACAACGUGCCUUUGAUUUAAAUACUUUAGUACAAAACUUGCACAUGUAACAAGCAAGUAUAAAAACACUAAAAUAUUAAAAAGUGUGUUCAUCAGUUUUAGUUUUAGAUUAAUUAAUGAAUGCUUGUUUUAUUUGUACAUCAUGGCAGAAUGAAGAAUAUCCAUGAGGGAUAAGAAACACUCAAAGUAAGAAAUAUUGCACUAACCCUGGAUGUUGUUCUCUGUGGAAUAAAAAUGAUGUUUAAAGUG
This is a messenger RNA of Labrus mixtus (cuckoo wrasse), 8523 nucleotides long. RefSeq names its product telomerase-associated protein 1 (gene tep1). Bases 162 to 8105 code for a protein of 2647 amino acids. The record is from RefSeq and is a predicted model, not a curated record. Gene Ontology annotation, cellular component: telomerase holoenzyme complex. Lineage: Eukaryota; Metazoa; Chordata; Actinopteri; Labriformes; Labridae. Gene Ontology annotation, biological process: telomere maintenance via recombination. The transcript is spliced from 56 exons. Gene Ontology annotation, molecular function: telomerase RNA binding; protein binding; telomerase activity.